Messenger RNA from Juglans regia (Persian walnut), 761 nucleotides. RefSeq lists its product as uncharacterized. NCBI's taxonomy places the organism in Eukaryota, Viridiplantae, Streptophyta, Magnoliopsida, Fagales, Juglandaceae. The coding region runs from base 130 to 570 and encodes 146 amino acids. The transcript is spliced from 3 exons. The record is from RefSeq and is a predicted model, not a curated record.
CAACUUUCGUCACUACACAUUCUAUCGUCUCUUUCUUAUAAUUGAACUCCUUCGUACUACUUAUUCAUGAGCCAUUUGUGUACUACUUUCAAUUGUUAAUUGGGCAUGUUGUGAAGUUGGAAAAUAAAUAUGUUUCUUGUUCGGCUUCUUCUUCCAGCUUCAAUCGUCAUGACCGUUUGCUUUGCAACUUUUGCUUCCGGAGCCCCUGAUCAACUGCCCCCUGAUGAAGUGCAAGCUUUACGUGACAUAUUGCAUACGUUGGGGAAGAAGGACUGGGACUUCUCUAACCCAUGUAAUAGUAAUGUACCACCAACGGACGACAUAAAAGAGAUUGCUGCUGUUAGCUGCAGCAACUGCACCUUCGGCAAUGGCAACGUGUCGUACCGCGUUGUGGGCAUUGGCAAAGACUGGAAUUCGUCGAAGUCCACAACGUGCCAUGAAGAAACCAAACCCUUGAGGAGUUCGACAUAUCCAAAGGGUUCUCCACCAGCAGUAGCUGUUGUAAAGAGUGUGUUGAAGAAAAUCUCAACUCUUGUCACAUUGCUCGACGUGACUACAUAUCUCAAUUGAGAAAAGAUGGACACCCAUCCAUUUAUGGCUUUGGAGGGAAAAGGGGGAACGAUUGUAGUCAUUGGUGUCUUCCUGGUGUCCCUGAUACAUGGAAUCAACUCUUAUACGCAACUCUUAUCACUCCAUGAAAUUCAAAAAAUAAUUAGAACUUUUUAACCAAACUGUAUUGGUAAUACGCAUACUAUUUCUCU